Ylistrum balloti is the source of this 5741-nucleotide messenger RNA. RefSeq names its product unconventional myosin-Ie-like. Gene Ontology annotation, molecular function: actin filament binding; microfilament motor activity; ATP binding. The transcript has 30 exons. The record is from RefSeq and is a predicted model, not a curated record. Gene Ontology annotation, biological process: actin filament organization; vesicle transport along actin filament. Lineage: Eukaryota; Metazoa; Mollusca; Bivalvia; Pectinida; Pectinidae. Gene Ontology annotation, cellular component: actin cytoskeleton; cytoplasm; myosin complex. Bases 68 to 3400 code for a protein of 1110 amino acids.
UAAAGUAUGUCAUACUUAUGAUUGACUCGUCGAUAAUUAUUAGUUAAGUGUCUCAAAGAGAAGGAGAAUGCCGUACCAUUGGCAGAGCCACAAUGUCAAGACCAGUGGUGUCGACGACAUGGUGCUCCUCCAGAAAAUUUCGGAGUCAGCCAUUCUGGACAACCUCAAGAAGCGCUUCAUGGAAGAUUGCAUAUAUACCUACAUUGGUCCAGUGUUAGUGUCUGUUAAUCCCUUCAAACAGCUCAAGAUCUUUACUGAUCGGGAAGUGGAGCAGUAUCAAGGAGCGGCCCAGUAUGAAAAUCCACCCCAUGUGUAUGCACUGGCUGACAAUAUGUACAGAAACAUGUUGAUUGACAUGGAGAACCAGUGUGUCAUCAUCAGUGGAGAGAGUGGUGCUGGAAAGACAGUAGCUGCUAAAUUUAUCAUGGGCUUCAUAGCAAAAGUAUCUGGAGGGGGAGAUAAAGUAAAGAGAGUCAAAGAUGUUAUCCUUGAAUCAAACCCAUUGUUAGAAGCUUUUGGGAAUGCCAAGACAGUUCGCAACAAUAACUCCAGUCGAUUUGGAAAAUAUGUAGAAAUCCAGUUCAGUAGAGGAGGAGAGCCAGAUGGUGGUAAAAUAUCUAACUUCCUACUUGAGAAGUCCCGUGUCGUAAAUCAAAACAACAGUGAGAGAAACUUCCAUAUAUUUUACCAGUUAUGUGCUGGAACUGAUGCAGCUCAGAAAGAGAGUCUUGGUAUCACCACACCAGAUUAUUACAUGUACCUUAAUCAAAGUGGUACCUACACAGUGGAUGGUACUGAUGAUGUCGCCGAGUAUAAGGAUACUAUGCAUGCCAUGCACACAGUAGGGGUGUCAGAUGAGACUAUUGAGGAUGUGAUUUGUGUAGUGGCAGGGAUUCUUCACUUAGGAAACAUUUCCUUCCAGGAGGAUGGAAACUAUGCUAAAGUGGCCAAUGAGGAUUUUCUUGAAUACCCAUCUUACCUUCUUGGCGUGAACAAGGAGUACCUGAGGACAAAACUAACCAGUCGAGACAUGGACAGUAAAUGGGGAGGGAAAUCAGAGGUCAUUCAUGUAACAUUGAAUGUGGAGCAGGCAGAGUUCUCACGUGAUGCCCUAGCCAAGGCUCUGUACAGUCGUAUGUUUGACUACUUAGUGGAGGCAGUGAAUCGUGCUAUGAGGAAAGAUAAAGAAGAAAUCAACAUUGGAAUCCUUGACAUAUACGGGUUUGAAAUUUUCGAGAAGAAUGGAUUUGAGCAGUUCUGUAUUAAUUAUGUCAAUGAAAAACUCCAGCAGAUUUUUAUAGAGCUCACCUUAAAGGCUGAACAGGAGGAAUAUGUACAAGAAGGAAUCAAAUGGACACCUAUUGAAUAUUUCAACAACAAGGUCGUCUGUGACGUCAUAGAGACUAAACAGCCUCCCGGCAUCAUGUGUAUCCUCGAUGAUGUGUGUGCCACAAUGCAUGCAGUGUCAGAGGGAGCGGACAAUACACUUUUACAGAAACUGGGAUCUGGCAUUGGGUCACACGACCACUAUCAGGGUAGCGGAAUGGGCUUCAUCAUUCAUCACUAUGCUGGCAAGGUGACAUACGACGUGGAUGGUUUCUGUGAAAGGAACAGGGAUGUUUUAUUCAAAGAUCUCGUGCAACUGAUGCAGUCAAGUAGCAAUGACUAUAUCAGAAGUCUAUUCCCGGAGGAUGUUAGUAAACAAACCAAAGGUCGCCCAAGUACAGCCAGCUCUAAGAUAAAGUCUCAAGCCAACAAGCUGGUAGAUACCUUAAUGAAAUGCACUCCUCAUUAUAUCCGGUGCAUCAAACCAAAUGAAACAAAAAAACCCAGAGACUUUGAGGACAGCAGAGUAAAGCAUCAAGUCGAGUACCUGGGACUAAAGGAGAAUAUACGAGUACGACGGGCUGGAUUUGCAUACAGGAGGGAAUUUUCAAAGUUUUUACGAAGGUAUGCCAUUUUGACAUCAGAAACCUGGCCAACGUGGCGAGGUGACCCCAGACAAGGAAUCAAGCAUCUCAUGGACACAGUCAACAUGGACAAGGACCAAUGGCAGCUUGGCAAAUCCAAAGUCUUCGUCAAAAAUCCAGAAUCUCUAUUUUUAUUGGAAGAAAUGAGAGAGCGGAAGUUUGAUCACUAUGCCAGGAAGAUACAGAAAGCAUAUCGUCGCUAUCAUGCCCGCAAAACCUACUUCAAGCUGCGAGAGGAGGCUUCAGACAUCUUGUUCCAGAAGAAGGAGAGACGUCGCUUCAGUUUGAACAGAAACUUUGUUGGGGACUAUCUAGGUCUCGAUGAUCAUCCUGGAAUCAGGGCGUUAUUAGGGAAGCGAGAACGGGUGGAAUUUGCAGAUACAGUGCUUAAAUUUGACAGGCGUUUCAAGAUUGCAAAGCGAGACCUUAUCCUCACAGCUAAAAAUGUGUACCUAGUCGGAAGGGAAGUGAUAAAGAAGGGUCCUGAGAAGGGAACAAUGGUGGAAGUAAUAAAAAGAAGUAUACCAAUAGAAAAUGUAACUCAAGUUUGUAUGAGUACCCUACAAGAUGACUUGUUCGUCCUACAUAUACAGGACGACUAUGCUAGUUUACUGGAAUCAGUUUUCAAGACAGAAUUCCUCUCUACAUUGUCUAAACGCUUCAAAGACAAAACUGGCAGGGAGCUGCGCACACAGUUCAGUGACACGUUAGAAUUUCCAAUAAAGAAGGAAGGCUGGGGAGGAGGUGGUACAAGAUGCCUCAAGUUUAGUAAGCUAGGACAGCCUCAGGACGUAGCUGUGAUGAAGCCAUCAAGCAAAGUGUUAAAUGUCAGUAUAGGACCAGGACUUCCUAAGGAUUCUCGGCCAGGGAAAAAGAAGAUGCAUGUUAGUAAUGGUACCCUGAGGAGGAAAAAUCCACCCAGCAGAUCUGCUCCCUCAGCACCCCCUCCAUCACGAGGGGCUCCACCACCUCCCACAUCCAACCCUCCUAGUCUCAGUAACCGUCGAUCUCGUCGCCUCAGUGACAAAACACCGUCAUUACCUCGAGAUGGUGCUCAGAAGAAGGCUAAGAAGAUAAAUGAGGCUCUGAUGAACAAUAACAAUAAUUUCAUGGCAACACCAGAUGCUGGUUACUCAGGUCUACAGCGUAUUGACGAAGAACGAAUGAGAGAUGUACAAAGGAACAGAUCUAGUACCAAAAAGCCCAGUCCUGGCGGGGGACGUCCUAAACCCCCAGCUGCACCCAAACCGAAGCCUGCUUUCCCUCAGUGUCGAUGUCUGUAUGCCUACGAUGCCCAGGAUGUUGAUGAACUAAGCUUCAAUGAAGGAGAUGUCAUAGAAAUAGUUAAAGAAGAGGCAACCGGCUGGUGGACAGGGAAGCUGCGAGGAAAACAGGGCCUGUUUCCAGCCAACUAUGUGGAAAAGCUGUGAUAGGCUGCAGAGCUCUGAUCUCCAGGACAUUCCUAUAGAAACUAUGCAACAUUUGUUACAAAGUGCUGACCCAUGAUAGGGUUUGUUGGUAUGAUAAAGAGAGAGUUAUACUAUAGCUUACUAUGAGGGCCAACAGUUCUGUGAUAGAACAAGGGACUGUAAUGUGGAAAUAGGGCGCCAGAUGGCCGGUCGUAUCAAAUGAUAGCACUAUACCUCAUAGGGUCGGUGAAGUCACAGUCACUGUAAUACUGAGUCAACAGUAUUCUGUACUUGGUGUGUUUGUCUCCAUACAUUUUCUAUGGAUCAUGAAGAGAUAUACAUUUAUCAUCAUACAUAUACUGACCAUUGUUACUGUGGGGUAGGAAAGGCUUAUAAAGUCCAUCUUUUGCCUAUAUGAUGUAUAGAUAUUGUAUCAGAUUUUGUAUUCCUUAUACUGCCAUUAUCUUAUCCAGAUCAGGUAUAAUACAAGAGUUAGGCGAUUUGUCAGACAAGAAAAGACAAAAAUGUGCACAAGUGAAAAAACCAGAAAUCAAAUUGAAAAAUUUGUUGAACUUUCAAUACAAAAUUAAUAUUUCUGCAGUGUCUAUUUGAGAUAUUGUCUAUAAUAGGUAGUUAUGCCUUGUAAAGUACAUGCCCAGGUACAAAAUGAGAGGACAUAUAAAGUUAGACUGCUAAGUACAAUGGAUAAAUCUAUAUAAAGCUCCUACCUUAUGUAACAUGUAGGUAAAUGAAGCCAGCUAGAAUUAACCACUAUAAGUUUAGGUACAGUCAUAGUAUUUUACAUGUGAGAGUGAUUGUGAUGUAUUUGACUUUAACAUUUGUUUUAAUUCAGCAUAUUCACCUUAUGCACUCGCUUUGUCUGUGCUUGUUAUUUGAUGCCUUAUGUACUUCACAUGUUGUAUGUACUGCCUCCAGGGAAAGUGUGGAUGUUUUCACAGAAGGUGUGGUUGUCAUGGCAUCUCUGUAACCAUAGAUGUGGAUGUUGUCAUGGUAUUGCUGUAACCCUAGCAGGUGUGCACAUUGUCAUGGCAUCUCUGUAACCAUAGACGUGGAUGUUGUCAUGGUAUUGCUAUAACCAUAGCAGGUGUGGACAUUGUCAUAGCAUCUCUGUAACCAUAGAAGCUGUGACUGUUGUCAUUCCAUUGCUGUGAUCAUAGUAAUAGUUGUGGCUGUUAUCAUGGCAUCACUGUAACCAUAGAAGGUGAAGAUAUUGCCAUGGCAUUUCUGUAACCAUAAUUGCCAUGGUAUCACUAUAACCAUAAUUGCCAUGGCAUCACUGUAACCAUAGAAGGUGAAGAUAUUGCCAUGGCAUUUCUGUAACCAUAAUUGCCAUGGCAUCACUAUAACUAUAAUUGCCAUGGCAUCACUGUAACCAUAGAAGGUGAGGAUAUUGUCAUGACAUUUCUGUAACCAUAAUUGCCAUGGCCUCAAUAUAACCAUAAUUGCCAUGGCAUCACUGUAACCAUAGAAGGUGUAGCUGUAGUUGCACAAUUGGAAAUCAAAUUUAAAAUUAUAUAAUACUUGUGUUAGAUUCUGGUAAGAUCCAGCUAGUGUAUUUAAAGUUUUAAUACUGAACUGAGAGAGAUCCUCAGAAAUGUCCUGUACAAAAUAGUCAUAAGUAAUUGAAAUUUAGCGCGACAGUUAGCAAAACACUUAUGUAGAUUUGAGGAGAAAAUUUGAUAUUUUUCUGUCUAUGCAGUGAUUAGUAUGAUGUCCAGAAAAGUUCCCAUAUCUAUUUUCAAUAUACAAUACAGAUUUGUAUUUUCUGAACAAAGCAAAUGAUUAUCAUUUAUAUUUCCAUCAUCACAUUAAGAUAUCAUAUGUUUUUGAAGAAUAUAUGUUACAAUUUUUUCAAUUUCCUGUCAGAUUUGAAGAAAUGUAUAGAAGUCCUGAAGAAGUCUGUUGAUUACAUUUACAUGCCGUCCUCUGUAUGUUUCUAUGGUUAUAUUCCACACAUAUAAAACACAUAGUGUGCCUUAGUUUGAAGUAAAAUUCAUAUCAUAUGAAUAUUGAAUAUCAUCAAUUUUACUACACUACAGCACAUUGUACUAGAUAACACAAUUAUUAUAGAAGAUAGUACCAUUAUCCUGUGUUACUACAUAUAUAUACCAAGUAAUUUGUAUCACAAUAAAUGUAUUUUAUCAAUUGUCAGCAAUCAUAUGAUAUAGUGCUGUAAUAUUGAAAAUAUCUUAAACAUAUACAAGUACAACAUUUUUAAUUUUUUAUCAAAACUCGGUAAAAAUUACUGCCCAAAAUAGACAAUUACUGUAAAAGUCAACAAACUACCACUGAUAUCGGUUAACAUGUUCAUCAUUCUAACAAGUUACAGCAUAUCAGCUAA